UUUUUUACAGGUCACUACAACAAUUGGUAAUAUAAAGAUCUGCCGAUGUUAAGAAAAUUUCUACCGGUUAACAUGAGGUGUCAGGGUGUUGGAAAUACCCCGCCAAAUUAAUUUCUGGAUGAAUACAACACAAAGGUAAUGAAAUCAACCGGUGGCUCUUGGAGUCGAAGGACUUCGAAGGACAUGUCGGGCAUCAGACGGCAAAGAAGUCUCGAAUGGAGGGAAAGGGGAUACAGUUCGAGCGAAGAAGAAAUUCCCACAAGGCCCGUCGACAGUCAUGUUUUUGCCUCUCUGUUAGCCCAGGCACAACAGGAAUAUUCUGGUAUAGACCGCUCGUACAGAUCGGACGAUACAGAAGACGCCGUGACAACAGAUAAUCCAACCACCCCCUUUCCCACUCCGCCCCCGACGUUAGUGUCACCCCGGUCGCCCAUUCCUCUUCAUCGACAGGCUUCACCUUUCCCUUUGGAGAACACCAACUCGAGAAGGAUGCAUUAUCAGACACCUCAAGAUAGGCUGAGAGGGAAUAGCGGUGAAAUCAUCUACGCUCAGAGCAACAAAAAGAACACCACAAAUUCAAUAAGUCGAACCGGUAGAAACAGACAUAGAGUGGGAGGAAUGACAUCGAGUAGUAGUGCCACCUCCUGCAAUAGUUGUAGUGACAAUGUCAUGGUUCCGAAUGGGGACAUCUAUCACGAGCAAAAUAAUCAACAAAGAAUAUGUUUAAAUAAUGAAGUCAAUGAAGAGUCCCCACCGGAACCAGCUCCACCUGAAGUACCACCUCGAGGUCCUUCAUUACACGCAGCUUCUUUACGACGAAUAACCGAGUUCGCUUUACAACAGGGAGAAACGAAACCGGUCAAUCAAGAGCCUCAGUUUUUAAGUCAAGGAGGUAAGUUGACUCCAUUAAGUCAUUGUUUAUUAUAA
This is a messenger RNA of Diabrotica virgifera virgifera (western corn rootworm), 927 nucleotides long. RefSeq lists its product as uncharacterized. The transcript has 7 exons. NCBI's taxonomy places the organism in Eukaryota, Metazoa, Arthropoda, Insecta, Coleoptera, Chrysomelidae. Bases 139 to 927 code for a protein of 262 amino acids. The record is from RefSeq and is a predicted model, not a curated record.